Molecule: messenger RNA, 1262 nt
Organism: Moneuplotes crassus
Lineage: Eukaryota; Ciliophora; Spirotrichea; Euplotida; Euplotidae
Source: the annotation of a GenBank genome assembly
UUUUUAAAUUAAAAUGCAGCCAAAGGAUAUACAGAGUUCGGAAGUACAUAAUAUUCAUGAGUCUCAAAUUGUCCCUAAACGUCUUGAUGAAGAGCACAAGGCUACAAAAACUUUUCAACAAUCUUUUAUAAAGAUGCCAAGAUUUGAAGACUCGUAUUGAUUAAUUUAACAAACUUGAGCCAAUUGUUAAAUCUCUAAAUUUUGCCAGACAAGAAUCUGAUACGAAUCUCACCUCUUUAUUGGUUACUAACGAAAAGAUUUUAUUUUAUCAGAUAACUCAAGCAGAAGAAUUACUCUCUGAGAUCACACAGGAGGCCACUCAAGCUGACUGAGGAAGCAUGGUUGAACAUGAUUCCAUCCUGAAAACUAAAAUUAAACACCUCAAGAAGCUUUUGAAUGUCCUCCUGGAAAAGAGUUGGAGAAGGAAGAAAUACAAGACUGCUAGAGGCACCAAGCCGAGUCAAGACACAGAAUACGACAAAGUAGUUGAAAUAAGUUUGAAAUUGGAGAGAGUUGCAUGAACUCAACAUCAAAAAGAAGUCGAAAUGCGGAAAAUAAAGAUUUGGCAUGAUGUUUAUAAGACCUACACAGAAAAACAAUCCUUAUUUGGUCUAGGUCCCUUUCUAGAUCACAAUAUUAGAGACCCUAUGAAUUUCCAAAUGCUUAAAAAGAUGCUAAAUGUGGCUCUUCCUUCUACUAGAAUAGUUCUCUUGUCAAUUUUUUAUUGCAAAAACAAAAGAAAUUUCAAUUCCUUCAGAGGAUGGUUCACUCCUACAAUAAACUUUUUGACUCUGUAUUCGAAAGAUCUGACAGAUGUAGGUGGAUUACUCCUGAGAAUUUCAAAAAUCUCCCACAGAAUUUUGGAAAAUAUAACUCUUGAUUCUUUUAAAAUCAGUGGAUCCCAGCUGAAGAGAUUUUUCAUGCUAGUCAAGCACGUUAAGUGUGUCAGGAUUUGAUUCUGUAAACUCAACUUUACAGAAGUCAUCGAUCUUGAUACAUGCUUAAAAGGAACUACAAUAAGAAAGCUAUUAACUACUCAAUUAGCUAGGAGUGAUUAUAGUGACUGGGAGAAUAAACCUGAAGGCUUCUCCAAUUUUAUUGAGAGUCUGUCCAAGUCGGAUUUAAAGAUUUCAUUACAAACAAUUUGCAUUGGAGAGGAUUCUCUUAGAAAAGCCUUUAUCGAGCAAGUCUUGGCUGGAAGUGAGCUUAGUCAUGUUGAUCUUAAUAUGGAAUAACUCAAUACCCAGAUGAUUAAUUCCAUC